AAAGUGAAAAAAAAAAUCCUUUUCAUAAUAAUAAAAUAAAAUAAAAUAAAAAUGAUAUAUUUAUUGUUGUCAGUGUUGAGCGGCCAUAACUGUAAGAGACCAAAGCUCCAUUCAUUCAUGCUCAUUGCUCAUACUCACAACCACCAAAACCCCUUCUUCUUCUUCUUCUUCUUCUCCAUAACUCACAGACCCAAUGCGAGGACCCACUGUUCUAUUCCUCUUCAUCGCCUUGGUCACCGCCGUCGCCGUUGCCGGAGGAGGAGGAGAGUUUGACGGCGACUACUCCAAGCUCUCGGGGAUCAUAAUUCCAGGCUUCGCUUCCACCCAACUUCGUGCCUGGUCAAUUUUGGAUUGCCCUUUCUCUCCUCUCGAUUUCAAUCCCCUCGAUUUGGUUUGGCUCGACACCACCAAACUUCUUUCUGCAGUAAAUUGUUGGCUUAAAUGCAUGAUGUUAGACCCUUACAACCAAACAGAUCACCCCGACUGCAAGUCCCGGCCCGAUAGCGGUCUUUCAGCAAUUACAGAGCUUGAUCCUGGCUAUAUAACAGGCCCUCUUUCUUCGGUUUGGAAAGAAUGGAUUAAGUGGUGCAUUGAGUUUGGUAUUGAGGCUAAUGCAAUAAUUGCUGUUCCAUAUGAUUGGAGAUUGUCACCAGCAAUGCUUGAGGAACGAGACCUUUACUUUCAUAAGCUUAAAUUGACAUUUGAAACUGCAUUGAAACUUCGCGGAGGCCCCUCUUUAGUAUUUGCUCAUUCAUUAGGUAAUAAUGUAUUCCAAUACUUCUUGGAGUGGUUAAAGCUGGAAAUUGCACCAAAACAUUAUAAUAAAUGGCUCGACGAACACAUUCAUGCCUAUUUUGCUGUUGGAGCUCCUCUUCUUGGUGCAACCGAGACAGUAAAAGCAGCACUAUCUGGAUUGACAUUUGGUCUUCCUGUUUCCGAGGUUAUUCCUCUCACAACCAUUUAUGACGCCUUCAGUUUUUGGGGGACUGCUCGCCUGUUGUUCAAUUCAUUUGGUUCUUCUCUAUGGAUGAUGCCAUUUUCAAAGUAUUGUAGGGCGGAGAAUGUAUACUCGAAGCAUUUCUCUUGGGGAGGGAGCAGAAAGAGUCAUCAAACAUAUUUUUGUGAUGAGCAAGAAUUUCGGUUAAAUUUCUCUGGGUGGCCAACAAACAUAAUAAAUAUUGAAAUUCCUUCAACCCAUGGACUUGAGGCCUAUCCAUCAAUUACCGAAAUAGCAGAGUCUAACUUGACUAGCAUGGAAUGUGGACUUCCAACUCAGUUAUCCUUUUCUGCUCGAGAAAUGUCCGAUGGAACCUUUUUCAAAGCAAUAGAAGAUUAUGAUCCGGACAGUAAGAGGCUGUUGUAUCAAUUACAAAAGUUAUAUCAUGGUGAUCCAGUUUUAAAUCCACUCACACCAUGGGAGAGACCACCUAUUAAAAAUGUCUUCUGCAUCUAUGGAAUAGAUUUGAAGACCGAGGUUGGAUACUAUUUUGCGCCUAGUGGGAAGCCUUACCCCGACAAUUGGAUCAUCACAGAUGUGAUUUAUGAAAUGGAAGGAUUUCUAACCUCGAGGUCAGGGAAUGACGUGGAAGGAAAUCCAGGAGCAACGAGUGGGGAUGAAACAGUACCAUACCAUUCUCUUUCCUGGUGUAAGAAUUGGCUUGGACCUAAAGUAAAUAUAACAAGGACACCUCAGUCGGAGCAUGAUGGGUCUGAUGUACAUGUGGAAUUGAAUGUAGAACAUAUUCAUGAUGUAGACAUUGUUCCCAACAUGACAAAGCUCCCUAGAGCCAAGUAUGUUACGUAUUAUGAAGAUUCUGAGAGUAUUCCGGGUAAGAGGACAGCAGUAUGGGAGCUCGAUAAAGCGAAUCAUAGGAACAUUGUCAGAUCGCCAAUUCUAAUGCGGGAGUUAUGGCUUCAGAUGUGGCACGAUGUCCAUCCAAACGCAACCUCAAAAUUUGUUACCAAAGCCAAACGAGGACCUUUGAGGGACGAGGACUGUUAUUGGGAUUAUGGGAAAGCUCGCUGUGCAUGGGCCGAGUACUGUGAAUACAGAUACAAUUUCGGGGAUGUACAUUUAGGACAGAGCUGUAGGUUAAAGAAUUCUUCAGCUAAAAUGCUCUUGGAUUACUUGUAGAUUAGAUGGGUCACCGCCUAUUCGGUUUCUUAACAUGGUUCUUCAACAUGUCUUCUUGGAAUACAUUAAUCCUGGUCAAAUGGUAGUCUGAAGCCGUGUCACAACUACCGAGCAAUGUUGUUGCUUCUAGCAUAGUCCUCUGAAGCACCGGCCAUCGUUCUAUUUUAGUUUCGACAUUAAUACACUCAGAAGAUGAAAAGUGGGACAAUAAUUUUUACACCUUGAGAAGAGAGGCCUAGAGUGAAGUACAACAUCAUCAAUUGAACUUCUUCGACUAUGACAUUUUAAAAUGUAACAUUUGUGAUUAGUGAUAUCAAGCCUUUGUCUCUGUAAACACUUAGGAGGCGUUUGGUUGGGAGGAAUGAAAAUAUAGGAAUAGGAAUGGGAAUGGAAAUAGGAAUAGGAAUGGAAUGGAAUAAAAUUUAAAAUGCAUAAAAAAAAUUGAUAAAAAAAUAAUUAUUUUUUUUUUCUUGUUACAUUGGAAUGGUCAUUCCUUCCUUUUUAAAAUGGAAUAGUCAUUCCACCAAAAUGGUGGAAAGAGCAUUUCAUUGGAAUGCCAUUCCAAUACUUUAAAAUGCAACCAAACAAAGGAAUGGAAUAAAAAUUGUUUCCUUUCCAUUCCAUUCCAUUUCAUUACCUCCAACCAAACGCCACCUUAUUUCUUAAUGUACAUUUUACUAAUUCUUGUAGAGCAAUGAUACGUGCACACAUAAAUUACACACAAUUAUGAGUUAGGAUAACUAAAAGUGGCUUGCCAUGCAAUAUUUCGGUGUAAUUUGAGGGUUAACAUUUCCUUGUUGUCUUCUUUUUCUAUAAUCACAAAGAUCUAUUACAUUUUCUUC
Molecule: messenger RNA, 2976 nt
Organism: Cannabis sativa
Lineage: Eukaryota; Viridiplantae; Streptophyta; Magnoliopsida; Rosales; Cannabaceae
Product: phospholipid--sterol O-acyltransferase
Exons: 17
Coding region: 194-2134 (646 amino acids)
Biological process (GO): lipid metabolic process
Cellular component (GO): cytoplasm
Source: RefSeq, a predicted model, not a curated record